AUGUCUACUCCAAAAGUGUGGACGCAGCCAGGGUGGCAGGAAUAUCUAUCUGCUCGAAAUGCUGGACUGCCAUAUCUCCCGGCUGUCACGGAACUCAGCACAGAGGUGGUGAGAAUACUUGGCGGAAACCCAGGCAACAUGCAACUACAGGGAACCAAUACGUAUCUAGUGGGAAGCGGCCAGUCACGAAUUUUGAUAGAUACAGGACAAGGAUGCCCAAUCUGGCUCACCACUCUGGUCAAAUAUCUUGACCAACACCAGUUGAGCAUCUCCCAGGUGCUGCUGACCCAUUGGCAUACCGAUCAUACCGGUGGUCUCCCGGCGCUACUGGCUCAGUAUCCACAUCUGGCCGCGGCGGUCCACAAGGCUCGUCCGGACAGCGGCCAACAUUCGAUCCACGAUGGGCAGACUUUUACUGCUCAAGGAACUACAUUACGAGCCUUGUUCACGCCCGGACAUAGUCAAGACCACAUGUGCUUUGUCUCAGAGGAAAGCGGUGCCAUGUUCACAGGCGACAACGUGCUUGGACAUGGAACCAGUGUUGUUACGGAGGAUCUAGGGGAAUACAUGAAGAGUUUGCAAGUUAUGACGCGCAGUAUCUACAAUGAAGAUAUAACAGUUGGAUACCCCGGACACGGUGCGGUGAUUGAAGACCUGCCAGCCAGACUCAUAGUCUGGAGCAGACACUGGGAACUUCGAGAAAAGAAGGUCUUGUCAGCGUUUAUUGGGGGCAAUACAAAGAUUAUGGCAUCAUUUACGACACGGGAGAUCAUUCUACGCCUUUACGGGCCUGAGCUGGAGGCAAUGGCGGGACCAUUCGUAGCUCAGGUUCUAUCGAAACUAGCCGAUGAGGGGAAGGUUGGACUGGCUGUCACAGCACAAGAGAAGAAGUGGUUUAUGUUAUAA
Messenger RNA from Penicillium vulpinum, 906 nucleotides. RefSeq lists its product as uncharacterized. The transcript is spliced from 2 exons. The record is from RefSeq and is a predicted model, not a curated record. Bases 1 to 906 code for a protein of 301 amino acids. Lineage: Eukaryota; Fungi; Ascomycota; Eurotiomycetes; Eurotiales; Aspergillaceae. Gene Ontology annotation, biological process: secondary metabolite biosynthetic process.